Ilex paraguariensis (yerba mate) is the source of this 3213-nucleotide messenger RNA. NCBI's taxonomy places the organism in Eukaryota, Viridiplantae, Streptophyta, Magnoliopsida, Aquifoliales, Aquifoliaceae. The record is from the annotation of a GenBank genome assembly.
AUGGGGGAGAAGCCUGAAGUUCUGGAUGCUGUGUUGAAGGAAACUGUGGAUUUGGAAAACAUACCCAUUGUGGAAGUUUUUGACAAUCUGAGAUGUGGCAGAGAGGGUCUCACUACUCAGUCUGCUCAAGAAAGAUUAGCCAUUUUUGGGCACAACAAGCUUGAGGAGAAGAAGGAGAGCAAAUUCUUGAAGUUUUUGGGUUUCAUGUGGAAUCCUCUAUCAUGGGUUAUGGAAGCCGCUGCUAUCAUGGCAAUUGCUCUUGCCAACGGUGGCGGAAAGCCUCCUGAUUGGCAAGACUUUGUUGGUAUCAUUACUUUGCUUUUCAUUAACUCGACAAUUAGUUUUAUUGAGGAGAACAAUGCUGGGAACGCCGCGGCUGCUCUCAUGGCUCGUCUUGCUCCCAAAGCUAAGGUUCUUCGAGAUGGAAGGUGGAGUGAGGAAGAUGCUUCUAUUUUAGUCCCCGGGGAUGUAAUCAGUAUAAAACUUGGAGAUAUUAUUCCCGCAGAUUCUCGUCUACUUGAUGGUGAUCCAUUGAAGAUUGACCAGUCUGCUUUAACAGGUGAAUCUCUUCCAGUUACAAAAGGCCCCGGAGAUGGCGUUUACUCUGGUUCUACUUGCAAACAGGGGGAGUUAGAAGCUGUGGUAAUCGCCACCGGGGUUCAUACUUUCUUUGGGAAGGCUGCUCACCUUGUUGAUAGUACCAACCAAGUGGGGCACUUCCAGAAGGUCUUGACUGCUAUUGGAAACUUUUGCAUUUGUUCUAUCGCGGUGGGGAUGAUAAUAGAGAUUAUUGUGAUGUAUCCGAUUCAACACCGGAAAUAUCGUCCUGGGAUUGACAAUCUUCUUGUGCUUCUCAUUGGAGGAAUUCCAAUUGCCAUGCCUACAGUUCUAUCAGUAACAAUGGCCAUUGGUUCUCAUCGCUUAGCUCAACAGGGAGCUAUUACUAAAAGAAUGACAGCUAUAGAAGAAAUGGCUGGCAUGGAUGUCCUUUGCAGUGACAAAACUGGAACCCUGACAUUGAACAAACUCACUGUUGACAAGAAUCUUAUUGAGGUGUUCGCCAAAGGUAUAGAUGCGGAUACCGUUGUACUGAUGGCUGCUCGAGCCUCCCGAGUAGAAAACCAGGAUGCAAUAGAUUCUGCUAUAGUUGGGAUGCUGGCUGAUCCAAAAGAGGCACGCACUGGCGUUCAAGAAGUGCACUUCCUUCCCUUCAACCCGACUGAUAAACGUACAGCAUUAACUUAUUUUGACAGUGAGGGUAAAAUGCACCGGGUCAGCAAAGGUGCACCAGAGCAGAUUUUGAAUCUCGCGCACAAUAAGUCAGACAUAGAGCGUAGGGUUCAUGCUGUGAUUGAUAAGUUUGCUGAGCGAGGUUUGCGGUCACUUGCUGUUGCAUACCAGGAAGUUUCAGAGGGAAGGAAAGAAAGUGCUGGAGGCCCAUGGCAAUUCAUUGGUCUCAUGCCUCUCUUUGACCCACCCAGGCAUGACAGUGCAGACACAAUAAGGAGGGCUUUAAAUCUUGGAGUAAAUGUCAAAAUGAUUACAGGUGAUCAGCUGGCAAUAGGGAAAGAAACUGGACGCCGCUUGGGAAUGGGAACCAACAUGUAUCCUUCCUCUGCUUUGCUUGGACAGAACAAAGAUGAGUCGAUUGCUGCUUUACCAAUUGAUGAGCUCAUUGAGAAAGCUGAUGGUUUUGCUGGUGUUUUCCCUGAGCACAAAUAUGAAAUAGUAAAGCGCCUGCAAGCUAGAAAACAUAUUUGUGGAAUGACUGGUGAUGGUGUUAAUGAUGCCCCUGCUCUUAAAAAGGCUGAUAUUGGGAUAGCUGUCGCCGAUGCAACUGAUGCAGCUCGUAGUGCUUCAGAUAUUGUCCUUACUGAACCUGGACUCAGUGUUAUCAUAAGUGCUGUCUUGACAAGUCGAGCAAUCUUUCAGAGGAUGAAAAAUUACACAAUAUAUGCGGUUUCUAUUACAAUUCGUAUUGUGCUUGGUUUUAUGCUGCUGGCCCUAAUAUGGAAGUUUGACUUUCCACCAUUCAUGGUGCUCAUCAUUGCCAUUCUCAAUGACGGUACCAUUAUGACUAUAUCAAAGGAUAGGGUGAAGCCAUCUCCUCUGCCAGACAGUUGGAAACUAGCUGAGAUUUUUACAACUGGCAUUGUUCUGGGUAGUUAUUUGGCUAUGAUGACAGUCAUAUUCUUUUGGGCAGCCUACAAAACAGACUUUUUCCCGCGGGUAUUUGGGGUGUCAACUCUUGAGAAAACGGCUCAUGACGACUUUAGAAAGCUGGCUUCCGCUAUAUAUCUUCAAGUGAGCACUAUCAGUCAGGCCCUCAUAUUUGUUACACGAGCUCGAAGCUGGUCAUACAUCGAGCGUCCUGGUUUGUUGCUUGUGGUGGCUUUUGUGGUUGCUCAACUGAUCGCUACUUUGAUUGCGGUUUAUGCAAAUUGGGGCUUUGCUGCAAUUGAAGGAAUUGGAUGGGGCUGGGCUGGGGUGAUUUGGCUUUACAAUUUAGUAUUCUACUUCCCGCUUGACUUCAUAAAGUUCUUCAUCCGCUAUGCUCUUAGUGGGAGGGCCUGGGAUCUUGUUCUUGAGCAAAGGAUUGCUUUCACAAGGAAAAAGGACUUUGGAAAGGAACAACGUGAGCUAGCAUGGGCACAUGCGCAAAGAACCCUACAUGGGCUGCAAGUACCUGACACCAAAUUAUUUAAUGAUCGAUCCAAUUUCACAGACCUCAAUCAGAUAGCUGAGGAUGCCAAAAGGAGAGCUGAAAUUACAAGGUUGAGAGAACUACACACACUGAAAGGUCAUGUUGAAUCAGUGGUAAGAUUAAAGGGUCUCGACAUAGAAACGAUACAACAAUCUUACACUGUCUAAGGAGAUAAACCUAUUUGAUAGUUGCCUUCUACCCUUCUUGAGAGAGAGGACAUAAUCAACUAUAGCUGUGAGUUACCGUUGAAAAACCGUUCAGUUAUUGCAACUUUGUUAUCCAUUUCAGCACUUAAUGCUCUUGUUGGCACUUGUUCAUCUGAAUUUUAUUCAUGUCUUGGUUCUCAAUAUACCCAGCAACACUUGCGCAAAUAGCUCUUAACUGUGUCAGAGUAAAGUUUAUAUGGUAAGGCUAUUUGGUCUUCGUUGUUUUCUAAUCUAUAUAAUAAAGUAGAACGAUUUUGAAUUUAAGAGAUAAAGAGCGGGUCAGAUCGUUUCGAGAUCAAAAAA